This is a messenger RNA of Caenorhabditis remanei, 753 nucleotides long. RefSeq lists its product as uncharacterized. Gene Ontology annotation, molecular function: DNA-binding transcription factor activity. Gene Ontology annotation, cellular component: nucleus. The record is from RefSeq and is a predicted model, not a curated record. The transcript is spliced from 2 exons. The coding region runs from base 1 to 753 and encodes 250 amino acids. Gene Ontology annotation, biological process: positive regulation of DNA-templated transcription. NCBI's taxonomy places the organism in Eukaryota, Metazoa, Nematoda, Chromadorea, Rhabditida, Rhabditidae.
AUGGAGGGUGGAGUAUUUUUCAAGACAGCUAAAAUCUAUUCUGAAAAGAAAAGAACCAGAAUAGUGACAGAGACUGAGGAGAAAAGACAGGAAGGACUUCUUAUCAACACCCGCUGCCGCUAUAUUCCAGUCCUCAGUAUCUAUUCCGAGAAAUCUGAAAUUGCCUCUAGGCAGCUCCUCAAAUCAUUCGAAAUCGAUGAAACACAGUUUGUUGCAGUCACUUUUGUGAAGAACUCCGCUGUGGUAAACUGGAAAACUGCAAAAAACAAAUUCGCUAGAGUUGACUUUAAGGAGAAUUUGAUGAAGAAUAGGAAGCGUGAUUCUAAGGAAUCGGAGGACGAUUCUGGAAUCUUAUCGGCGAACACCGCAUCGCCAUUGGACUCCCAGUCACCAAUAGUUGCAAAGAUAAGACAUGCUACCGUAUCCACAAUGGGCGUUCCUCAAAGUAAUGGGAACUCUAAUCUGGAAUUAUUGUUGACUCAUGGACCCUCAACCUCCACAGUCGCACAUUAUGCUCCCAAUUUUUCGAAUUACAAUGUGGCUCCCGGAGUUUCAGCAACAGUAAGCAACGGAGUACCUCAGUACUCGAUGAAUGUCUAUAGACCACUCGAACAAGCGGCCAUGGCUACCAAUAGUUUGCUCAUUCCAUGUCAAAGGCAACCAAUUUCAUACAGAGCCGUACAUCACAAUAUGGAACAAGCGGGACACCAAGAAAACACUCGGCCUACUGGACCAUCCAAUAAGUCAUCGUAG